Molecule: messenger RNA, 620 nt
Organism: Pecten maximus
Lineage: Eukaryota; Metazoa; Mollusca; Bivalvia; Pectinida; Pectinidae
Product: contactin-1-like
Exons: 3
Coding region: 1-603 (200 amino acids)
Source: RefSeq, a predicted model, not a curated record
AUGGUGUCUUAUAGAAUUGCCCAGGAUCCAUUAGAAGACGGCCCCGGUACCUCCAUAGUGCUGUCCCCGCCAGUCACUACCUACACCAGGACAGAGGGGGACACGUUACCGGACAUCACCUGUACAGCAGACUGUAGACCUGGUUGUACCUUUGUCUGGACACGACCGGACAACACCAACUUUACUGUCUCACCUGUGUUGUCACUGGGACAACUGGACAGAUCAGAACACGGGACGUACAGAUGUACUGCUAGGAAUAUUGUCGGGGAGUCGACUUUAAUAACCAGUGUUACUGUACAGUAUGGACCUGGAGACAGUAUUGUAUUUGAUCCAACACAAGACAGUGUAGACAUUAUUGAGAACCAGACUAUCUCAGAUGUCGGGUGUUCCGCCGACUGUAGACCAGCGUGUACCUACGCCUGGUCUAGAUCAGGUACAGAUUACACAAACCCACUGAGUGUGUCUGUGGCCACGAGGACCAACGCCGGACAAUACACGUGUACAGCCAGAAACAUUGUUAGUCAGGGAACAAAGACUUGGAACCUUAUUGUCAGAUGUAAGAUGCGUGAAUUUUCGUUGAGGGUUAUAAACAAAUUCAUAUAAUAAAAAACUCUAAAGUA